UUUAGCAGCGAGUUAAAAUCCAUGUUGAGUGUGUGAAACGAUGCUGAUGAAGUUGGAAAGUAAUGAGCGAGGAUGCUGAAGCUGCCGGAAAGCCCGCGUUGUUCGGAGGAUCGCAGGGCUUUUGUGCCGCUGUCAUCCCACAGCUCAUCCCCUGCUGCUUUGUCUUCAGUUGGCCCCCUGAUACCGACCGUGAACAGUGUGCUUUGUCAGUACUGGACCAGCAGCAGGUCAGCACCAUGAAUCUGUACGGGCCCGGGGCUGGUGCCAGUGGUGGUGGUGCCGGCGGGGGGAGAGAAAGAGGAGGAGCAGAAAAUUACCUGGACCAACAGCGGCGUUCCAGCGACCGCUCACGUGACUCCUCCCAUGAGAGAGGAGAGAGCCAGCUGACACCCUGCAUCAGGAAUGCCACUUCUCCCACUCGUCAGCAUGACCGCGAACGUGGCGAUGGAGGCUCAUCCUCCAGAUCCUCCAGUCCUCGUCCUCCCAGGGUUUCUAUUCCCUAUUCUCACUUUGGUGGGGCCCUGAUUGGGGGACACAUUCCUCGGCCCCUGGGUCCUCCCGGAGCAGACCACCACUCGAAGACACUGGGCCCUAUACCGUGCGAUAUGAUCUAUGUGUAUGACCUCAGCAGUAAAGAGGGGUAUCGCAGUGGCCUGAGGCUGGGAGAAAGAAUUACGCUCAUUGUCGAUAAUACCAGAUUUGUGGUGGAUCCUGCCAUCUUCAUAGCUCAACCAAACACCAUGCUGGGCAGGAUGUUUGGUUCUGGGCGGGACCACAACUUUACACGACCCAAUGAGAAAGGGGAGUUUGAAGUGGCCGAUGGCAUCAGCUCCACCGUCUUCAGAGCCAUUCUGGAUUACUACAAGUCGGGGAUAAUCCACUGCCCUGACGGCGUUUCCAUUCCCGAGCUGAGGGAGGCAUGUGACUACCUCUGUAUCUCCUUCAACUACAGCACCAUCAAGUGCAGAGACCUCAGCGCCCUGAUGCACGAGCUGUCUAACGACGGGGCCCGGCAUCAGUUUGAGUGUUACCUGGAGGAGAUGGUGUUGCCGCUGAUGGUGGCCAGCGCUCACAGCGGAGAGAGAGAGUGUCACGUGGUGGUGCUGACUGAUGAUGACGUGGUGGACUGGGAUGAAGAGUAUCCUCCACAGAUGGGAGAGGAGUACUCACAGAUCAUCUACAGCACCAAACUGUACCGCUUCUUCAAAUAUAUAGAGAACAGAGACGUGGCCAAGUCCGUGUUGAAGGACAGAGGACUGAAGAAGAUCCGAUUGGGAAUAGAAGGCUACCCAACCUACAAAGAGAAGGUGAAGAGGCGUCCUGGAGGUCGUCCAGAGGUCAUCUAUAACUACGUUCAGCGUCCCUUCAUCCGCAUGUCUUGGGAGAAGGAGGAAGGGAAGAGCCGCCAUGUGGACUUCCAGUGCGUCAAGUCCAAGUCCACCACCAACUUGGCAGCAGCCGCUGCAGACAUUCCCCAGGACCAGCUGGUGAUCAUGCACCCUCAGGGGCCGCAGGUGGACGAGCUGGACACUCUGCCGCAGCCCCCGGGCGUCAACGACCCCCAUCAGCUGGCGCUCGGACCGGGGCCAGAGAACAUUGCGGGCCCCCAGCUACCGCAAGGCUACGACGGUCCGACCCAGCAGGCCGGGGACACUCCUCACAGUCUGCCUCCAAGCAACCAGCAGCACGGCAGCAGCUACACUCAGGCCACUUACCACUACGAGCCGGACCCAGACUCACCCUCACCCUCUGCAUGA
This is a messenger RNA of Cyclopterus lumpus (lumpfish), 1757 nucleotides long. Its product is annotated as BTB/POZ domain-containing protein 10-like. Lineage: Eukaryota; Metazoa; Chordata; Actinopteri; Perciformes; Cyclopteridae. Gene Ontology annotation, molecular function: protein binding. Gene Ontology annotation, cellular component: cytoplasm. Bases 63 to 1757 code for a protein of 564 amino acids. The record is from RefSeq and is a predicted model, not a curated record. Gene Ontology annotation, biological process: positive regulation of phosphorylation. The transcript has 8 exons.